Chlorella variabilis is the source of this 1236-nucleotide messenger RNA. RefSeq lists its product as hypothetical. The record is from RefSeq and is a predicted model, not a curated record. Gene Ontology annotation, biological process: regulation of ribosomal protein gene transcription by RNA polymerase II. Gene Ontology annotation, molecular function: sequence-specific DNA binding; protein binding. NCBI's taxonomy places the organism in Eukaryota, Viridiplantae, Chlorophyta, Trebouxiophyceae, Chlorellales, Chlorellaceae. The coding region runs from base 1 to 1236 and encodes 411 amino acids. Gene Ontology annotation, cellular component: nucleus. The transcript has 4 exons.
AUGCCAGUCCCUGCGGAUGAUCCCCGCCUUGGCCGCUGCGGCUUUGCCAAGCUGGUGGGCAACGGCGGCAAGCUGAACUACAUCAUGCGCACAUACGAGGUGCUGCUGGGGCGGCACAGCAAGACCAAACAGGUGGACGUGCCGCUCGCCGAGCACAAGGCCGUCUCCCGCGAGCACGCCUACAUCCGCUACAACUUCGACAAGAAGCACUUCGAGCUGGAGGUGGUGGGCAAGAACGGGGUGAAGGUCAACGGCGAGGACCACAAGCCCGGGGCGCCCAACACCCCCGGCCCCAUCCCGCUCGCCUCCCAGGCCCACCUCCAGAUCGGCGAGGACCUCACCUUCUUCUUCCUGCUGCCCAAGCCGCCCCGCGAGGUGGCCACCGCCUCGCGCAAGCGCAAGCUCGGGUCCAUGGCGCUGCCGCCACACAUGGCCCAACACAUGGCGCCGGCGCUGAAGCGCAGCGACACCGCGUCGUCCCGCCCCGCCUCUGCUGGCGCAGCAGCUGCGGCGGCGCCCCCACCGGACGUCAUGCAGAUGUUCACGCAGGCCGUGCAGCCCGCGCAGCAGCAGCAGCAGCCCAGGCCGCUGGCGCAGCACGCCGCGGCGCAGCAGCAGGCGGCCAUCGCGCGGCUGCUGCAGGCGCAGCAGGCGGCGAGGCUGCAGCAGCAGGCACAGCAGCAGCAGGCGGCAGCAGCAGCCGAGCCCGCCGCCGCAGGCCCGGCCGCGCCCGCCGCCCCGGCAGCCGCAGCCGCCGUGCCGAAGCCGGCCAGCGGGGCGGCCGCGGCACCUGCAGUUGGGGCCGCAGCGCCUGGAGCCACUGCCGACACUCUGGCCGCGGCUCAGCAGCAGGUGCUGAGCUCUCUGAUGGCCAACCCGGCGCAUCUGCAGCAGCUGCUGGCCGUGUCCCUGCAGCAGCAGCAGGCCAGGCAGGGGGCUGGCGCCGCCGCCGCGGCAGCGCCCGUCGCUCCGGCGGGCGUUUCCCUCGCGGCGGUGUCGGCCUUGCAGCAGCAGCAGAUGGCGGCAGUGCAGAUGAGGCAGGCGCAAGCGGCCCAGGCGGCUCAGGCUCAGCAGCAGCAGCAGCAGGCUGCCGCGGCAGCUGCUGCGGCGCAGCAGGCGCAGGGCGUGCAGGGUGCGCAGCUGACGCCGGCUCAGGUGCUGCAGAUGCAGAUGCAGAUGCAGUUGCAGAUGCAGCGCAUGGCGGGCAUGCAGCCUGGCGCCCAGCCGCCGCGUUGA